This is a messenger RNA of Phalacrocorax carbo (great cormorant), 1164 nucleotides long. The record is from RefSeq and is a predicted model, not a curated record. NCBI's taxonomy places the organism in Eukaryota, Metazoa, Chordata, Aves, Suliformes, Phalacrocoracidae.
AUGGCGGAGGCAGCACCAGCCACGGCAGAGGAGGCCCCGGCCACGGCGGAGGAGGCCCCGGCCACGGCGGAGGAGGCCCCAUGCAUGGUGGAGGUGGCACCAGCGCUGGGGCGGCCUGACUCACCUGAGCCCAUGGUGCUGGAGCGGCAGAGCCUGCUGGCUGUGCGGCAGGAGCAGCUGUACCGCACGGCAGAGAGCCGGUUCCCGCUCCACAGGCUGCUGGUGGUGGCCCGGCUGAGCCGGGGGGUGGCGGCGGAGGAGGUGGCAGCUGGUGCCAACAUUGAGCAGAGGCAAGGGUUCAACUGCACAUGCAAGACUCCUGAAGUGCUCUACGUCUGGGGCUUUCAGAGCAAUGCUUUCGUGUUUCUUCUGAAAAAUAACAACAUAAUCUGUGAAUCUGUUGCCUGUGGCAGCCGGGAAUACCGAGCAGACCACACAUCACUAACUUGCUGGAACUACUGCUAUAAACCGUUUGACAAACUGCCGGUUUUUCUUUUGAAACAAGGUUAUCACAGAGAAUUGUUUGAAAAUGCAUUAGAAGACCACUCAGGAGAACAAGUCUCAGGCCUGCUCCUUCUCUAUUCCAGCUAUAUCUUUCAUGUAGUAGAGUCUUGCAGUAGCACAAUCCACCUCAUUAUCCAAGAUUUAGCUUCUCUCCAAAAUCAAGGUCGCAGGAUGGAAUUCACUCUCUUUCCACUCAGUGCUUUACUCCAGGAAAUUAAGGUUUUAGUGGUGGCACAUAACAUCCCCACCAGACUGUUCCCAGACUGGUACGUGGCGACAGCAACGUCUCCCGUGACGGGCCCACGAGGCUUGACGCAACCACAGUCUGCAGCAGAAGUGGUCGCAGAGUGCCUUACCCUCCUACUCAAAGCGGCAGCCUGUAUUCAGAGUUUUGAGGAUGACACUGAGGAUAUGAAUGAGAGCGUACACACUCUUGCACCCGAGCUGCUAAUCCCGGUAGAGACAAUUAACUACUUGCAUAAUGCUGAAGAAUGUGCAAGUCCAGAAGAUUUUCUGAGGAUUUAUCUGAGUCCUUCACAGCCGGCCCUGGAUUCAGAAACCAACGAGCCGAGCAGCCAGCGACUCACGAGCUACAAGAGCCCAGAGAACGACCGUGUAACCUUCGGGGUCCACCGGAAGCAGUCGUACUCACAAACUUGA